AUGCGUUUCUCCACUCUCGCUUCUACUGCUUUAUCUCUAGCCUUAUUAUCUAAGAACGUCUUAGCUACCCCUCCAGCAUGUUUGUUGGCUUGUGUCGCCCAAGUCACUAAGGCUUCUUCCAGCUGUUCCACUUUAAGUGAUGUCGAAUGUCUCUGUGGUAUCGAAAACUCCUCUAUUGAAAGCUGUUUGAACUCUAUUUGUCCAAAUGGUAAUGCAGACAGUGCUUACUCUUCUUUUGAAAGCACAUGUUCAGAACAAGGAUACUCCUUAGGUAGUUCUUCCUCUUCUUCUUCUGCUGCUUCUUCUAUCGAGGCCUCUUCUUCUGUUGAAGCUACUUCUUCUGCUGAAGCUACUUCCUCUGUUCAAGCUACUUCCUCUGUUCAAGCUACUUCCUCUGUUCAAGCUACUUUCUCUGUUCAAGCUACUUCCUCUGUUCAAGCUACUUCCUCUGUUCAAGCUACUUCCUCUGUUCAAGUUACUUCCUCAUCUACCUCAUCAACUACCACCGCUGCUACUUCUACUACUUCAGCAGUUAUCUCCGCCUCUUCAUCUUCCACCGUUUCUGUCGACACUCAAACUGACAAUGCUGCCAGCUUCUUACAAUCUUCAUGGUUAUUAGCUGCUGCCGCUUUAUUCAUCUAA
Kazachstania africana CBS 2517 is the source of this 642-nucleotide messenger RNA. RefSeq names its product Ccw14p (gene CCW14). NCBI's taxonomy places the organism in Eukaryota, Fungi, Ascomycota, Saccharomycetes, Saccharomycetales, Saccharomycetaceae. Bases 1 to 642 code for a protein of 213 amino acids. The transcript has a single exon. The record is from RefSeq and is a predicted model, not a curated record.